Molecule: messenger RNA, 1608 nt
Organism: Dichomitus squalens LYAD-421 SS1
Lineage: Eukaryota; Fungi; Basidiomycota; Agaricomycetes; Polyporales; Polyporaceae
Exons: 6
Coding region: 1-1608 (535 amino acids)
Biological process (GO): transmembrane transport
Molecular function (GO): transmembrane transporter activity
Source: RefSeq, a predicted model, not a curated record
AUGGAUUCUUUCGCCUCCAACAAUUCCCAGGUUCUCGAUCCCGAUGACCCGACGGUAACUGGAGAACGCAGGAACCAGCUGGACGACCCCGAGGAUAUCGAGAGAGCGUGCUUGAAGCAGAUGAACUACAAGGCUCGGCGGAAGUACCAACAGCGGAUUAGAAUCGAAUUCAACAUCACAUCGGUCCUCAAUCGCCAGAAGUUCCUCAUGCGGCUUGCGAAGGCGUUGAUGACGUUCGGAGCACCCUCUCAUCGUAUCGAGUCUCAACUGCUUUCUGCGUCGCGUAUCCUCGAAGUCGACGCAGAGUUCAUUCAUAUCCCCGGGGUCAUCAUCUGCUCGUUCGGUGACCUAGAAACGAAGACGUCCGAGAUGCAUUUCAUCAAGUGCGGCGGCCGUCUCUCCCUCGGUAGCCUGCAUGAGGUUCACCAAAUUUACCGAGAAGUGGUGCACGACGAAAUCAGUGCUCGCAGGGCGACGGAGAAACUCGAUGCGUUGUUAAAAGCCAAGCCGCUAUACGGACGACCCCUUCGGAUCACCUUAGCGUUCUGCCUGUCCCUCCUCAUCUGCCCGCUUGCCUUCGGUGGAUCGUUCGUGGACAUGUGGAUUGCCGGACUCUGCGCCGGCGGUCUGUGCCUCAUGCAACUCACCGUGGCGGCAAAAAGCCAGCUGUACGCUAACGUCUUCGAGAUCUCAGUCACGAUAGUCGUAUCUUUCGCCGCCCGGGGUCUCAGUAGCAUCCGUAGUCAGGUCUUCUGCUACACUGCCAUAUCGUCGGCUAGUAUCAUAGGAAUUCUUCCAGGCUAUUUGAUUCUGAGCAGCUCUCUCGAGCUCGCGUCUAAGAACAUCGUUUGUGGAAGCGUGAAGAUGGUCUAUGCCCUGAUUUACACACUCUUCUUGGGGUUCGGCUUACAGAUUGGCUCAGACAUUUACCUUCUUUUCGACCGAAGCGCAAGGCACGAACUCGCUGCUCUUGCUGCCCGUAUGAUGACUACAGCUUCGAUUACUGGCACUUUCGUAUCCGAUAACGGUACCUUCGCCAACAUCAACCACGGUGAGCCCCUCACGGGUACCUUCAGCUUCACGUCCGAGGCACCAUUCCACCGGGAGCAUAUAGUCGAUGGGUGCUAUCGUCCGCCGAGCUUUCCAUGGUACCUCCAGAAAUUCCCCUGGUGGACGCAGUUCAUCAUCGUGCCCAUCUUCUCCGUGCUGUCCUCGUUGGCCAAUCUGCAGCCUCUGUGGACCGUGGAGCUCGUAGUCAUGGUCGUCAUCUCUUGCGUGUCCUAUGCAGCGAACAAGAUCGCGAAUCACUUCAUCUUCAACCGCUCUGACGUUGUCUCUGCGAUUGGCGCGUUCGCGGUCGGCCUCCUCGGGAAUCUCUACUCGCGAAAGAUGGGUGGGACGGCAUUCACAUCCAUGGUCACUGGCGUACUGUUCCUGGUGCCUUCUGGCCUAUCGCAAGCGGGGGGUAUCACCGCCCAAGGGAACGGCAUUGACAUCGGAGGCGCAAUGAUUGCGGUCACUAUCGGUAUCACAGUUGGGCUCUUCAUGAGUCAGGCACUUGUCUACAUGUUUGGCUCUCGAAAGAACGCUGCCAUCUUCUCGUUCUAG